GAGGAAACCGUGAAGACAGUCAAGGUUCUCCCGCCUACGUAUCCAUAGAUACUAUGAUUUCGGUAGCUCUGAUUAUCUUGUGCUUUUUCCCGUUUGUGCAAAAUGAGUACUUUCGUCCUUCCUACCAAGUCCUUUUGCGCAGAAGGACUACUUCAGGAGAUUUAAUCGACGGCCACUGCUAUGGAAACAUCAUUCAGAGCCGUCUGGUUUUAACAUCAGCAUCUUGUUUAUUAGGUGCUAGGGAGUUCGUAAAUGGAAGAGAAUUGUUAAAAGCUGAUGGGUUGGCGGUAUCCUUUAAAGGUGAAGACCUGAGCGAGUUGAUAUACCUUGUUGGUGGCAUAGACAUCUAUCCAGGGCUUAACUUCUCAUCGUUGGAGAAUGAUAUAGCGAUCCUAAAACUCAGUACGCAACUUCCUCUUUCUGAGCGAAACGAUAUUGAAUGGGUUUUAGUCGCUGACUACGAUCUUACCGAUUCUCCAUUGCAGGAGGGCGUGGAAUCUUACGUUUGGAAAACUUCGGAUGGAGAAAAUAUAUAUCCGGGCUAUGGCGUUAUUCAUGAAAGUAAUUUAGUUGGAAUUAUUUCCUAUGGCCCGCCAUCGAAAAACAAACGGGAAUCUAAUCUUGAAGUUCGAAACCCAAACAGGUUUACGCAAUUAAACCCCUAUUUAAGUUGGAUAUAUACAAUAAUACAGAAUGCAGAGAUUGCGGACAUUCAAAAUAACAACUACAGUGCAUCUCUUCCUUAUCGUCAAAGGAAAACCGCCGAAAUAGUUGAGGAAUUUAUUGAACCUGAUGCAGUGUACUUUCCUGACCCAACAAACCCCAUAAGAGAUGACUUUAAAACUGAUGUAGAAGAUUUGACUAAUUCAGAAACUGAUGCUGUAAACGUGGAGAGCGUGUCAGAAGAUUUCAUAAACACAGAGGACCUAUUAAACAAAAACAUCGAAAGUAAGAUAGAAUUCCUAAAAAACGGAGCAAACAUUUAUAACGCCAAAGACGUUUGUGCAUGGAUGUUCUUAUUUAAUUUACUUCUAGCGAAAACUCGCACAAUAAAUUUCUUCUUUUCUUAACAA
Drosophila santomea is the source of this 1073-nucleotide messenger RNA. RefSeq lists its product as uncharacterized. Lineage: Eukaryota; Metazoa; Arthropoda; Insecta; Diptera; Drosophilidae. The coding region runs from base 54 to 1070 and encodes 338 amino acids. The record is from RefSeq and is a predicted model, not a curated record. The transcript has 6 exons.